AAAAAUUGCUUUAAAGUAUAUCGAAAUNGAAUGCUGGGAUGUUCCUCCUAUUCGUUUUAUUUGNAGUUUGUUUUCAUCCAUNAGUCGCUUNGACUCACCUUCNAGUCGUGGUUUCAAGUUNGAAAUUAUAUUUACUCUUAUUCUUUAUGUUCGAUGGUGUUUUUGUUCCAGAUUGGGNGAAUUGAGUCUAUUUCGGCANAGUCUUGUAGAAGAUAUUCCUAUAAAAGUUGGGCGGAGAGUGUUAGGAGAAUUCGAAAAGGAUCCUAUUCUCAAGUAUGUUCCAGCAUUGAGUUCCACAGUUGUUGGUAUUCANAGUGCCAGCGAAGAAACUUAUCAUGUGAGUGCUUGGAAGCCGUUGUUNGAAACUUGGUUAUCAAANGAUGGAAUAUUUAUUCCUACAAGGCAAAACUCCAGUGGACCNGAUGUUCUUAUUCGAGUAACACAAACNAGCGACAAUUCUAUUCUUAUUGGACAAGAUGCAUCUUCUGUAGAGCAAAUAUCCAUGGAAACNGAAACCAGUGCAAGNGAUAUUUUGAACAAACGGAGGAUCUAUUUGAUUGGGAUUGCAUUGAAGUGUUAUCAAAUGUCAAGUCCUGGUGUUGGACGUUCUAUGAUNAAAGCAGAAUGUGCNAAAUUUUUACAUCCAGUUGCGUCACAAUUGGACUUGGAGAAUCANAAUAUAAUGGCAAUUCAGUUUAUUGUAAGCAACAAGUAUACUGCAGAAGUAUCCAAACAGCUGAGNGAUUCCCAAAAUUGGGUAUUGGANAGUGGAAUUUAUUANGAAGACCANAACAAUCAUAUUGUCUCNAGUCCUAUCAAUUCUGCGACAAAACCACAGAAUACAAGGGAAGAAUGGCUAUGGAUUCCUCCUCAUUGUCAAGUUGUAGUAUGUUCUACCAGCUCUCUCAAAUCCUUUUUAGGUUGCAAGGCNAGNGAAGAUCUAGANAGAGUUUUUGGAGACCAUCCAUUAUGGUUGGACCAACUCAGACCACUUUCAAAUCUGUUGGAAAAUUCAUUGAUAGACCUGUUGAGUCGUGCACCAUUNGAGCAGUCUUCNGAGAGGAAUAUUCAAUCCAUGGAGAGGGGNAACCCAGUUAUGAAUUGGAAUGUUAUGCAAGUGGAAGAAGAAGAUACACGAGGCGAACAAAGGGUUGCAGCAUCGAGUUCUUUGUCUUCGUCAUUNGAUUGGAAUACUUUCCUAAGAGACCGUUGUGGUCUUUCNGAAGAAGAUGUUGCCUAUUGUUUGCCCAGGUUGUCCUUCAUAGGAAUGAUAGAUUUGAGUGGCGUGACAACAGAGUUUCUUUUGAAGUGCGGUAUCGANAGUCCUUCACUAAGAUUGCGAAUUAUGUUAGGAAUACGACAGUUUUUAGCAAAGUAGCUUUUAUGGACUAGUUUGUGGUAUGCCCAUGAUUUCCCUGUAGAUGAUGAGAAGCCUUAUAGAAGUCGUAGUCCUAAUAAAGACAUGUAAUUUUUGUUUUUAUCUCACUGCAAAGUCAUUACGUGC
This is a messenger RNA of Galdieria sulphuraria, 1504 nucleotides long. Its product is annotated as archaeal ATPase / transposase. The transcript has a single exon. NCBI's taxonomy places the organism in Eukaryota, Rhodophyta, Bangiophyceae, Galdieriales, Galdieriaceae. The annotation marks the transcript as partial. The record is from RefSeq and is a predicted model, not a curated record.